This is a messenger RNA of Candidozyma duobushaemuli, 1326 nucleotides long. RefSeq lists its product as uncharacterized. The transcript has a single exon. Gene Ontology annotation, molecular function: iron ion binding; 2 iron, 2 sulfur cluster binding. NCBI's taxonomy places the organism in Eukaryota, Fungi, Ascomycota, Pichiomycetes, Serinales, Metschnikowiaceae. The record is from RefSeq and is a predicted model, not a curated record. Bases 1 to 1326 code for a protein of 441 amino acids.
AUGGCUACAGCUCAAGUUUCCAAGCCUGCUCCUCCUCCUAUGGACGAUCCAAAGGAGUCUCUUUUGCCUGGUGAACACACUCUUCCUGCCUCUUGGUGGACCUCCGAUAAGGUUUUUGAAUUGGAGAAGAGAGCCAUUUUCAACAAAUCCUGGUUGUUCUGUAUCCACGAAUCCAGAUUCAAGAAGCCUGGCGACUACUACACCUUCAACUUUACCGGCGUCAACUUUUUCAUUAUCAAGUCCAAGACCGACGGUAAAGUGAGAGCUUUCCACAAUGUCUGCCGUCACCGUGCCUACCCAGUUGUUCAAAAGGGGAAGGGUUCUUCUACUGUUGUUGGUUGCAAAUACCACGGCUGGUCAUAUAACUCUGAUGGUCAAUUGACUAAGGCUCCAAAUUUCGACAAUGUUGAGGGCUUUAAAAAGUCUGAAAACUCCUUGUUCCCCAUCAAGACCCACGUCACUCCACAGGGCCUUGUUUUCGUGAACUUCUGCCAGGACCCUGAGCAGUUCAUGGAAUUUGAAGAAUUCUUUGAGGGUGUCACCGAGGAGAUGAACGAGUUCGAUUUCACCGACUACGAAUACCACAUGUCCUACGAGUUGGACGGCGACUUCAACUGGAAAACCUUGAUGGACGGCUACCAAGAAUGCUACCACUGUCCUACUGCCCACCCAGGCUUGAACGCCGCCUUCAGAAUGGAAACAUAUAAGGUUGUUCCAAAAAACAGAUACUGCCGCCACUAUGCCGAGAUUGUCAGAAACGAGCCCAAACAAGAAAAGGCUCCUGAGAGCUCUGGCUGGUUUAACUUUGGAGGUAAGAAGGCUGCUCCCCCUAAAAAGGAAGAAAAGAAGAACGUUGGUGGUGAGUUCAACGGCUUGUGGGUGUACUUGUACCCAUCCAACGGUAUCAACUGCUACUCUCCAGCCUGGUACUCUAUCCGUGUUCUUCCCAUCAGUGCCACUCAAACGAAAUUGCAGUACGACAUCUACACCAAAAAAGGCCUUCCCGAGGACGAGAAGGUGCAGUUUGUGGACUUCUUGCAGUUGGUCGAAUUGGAGGACUUCCAGUUGUGUCAAUUGACGCAGAAGAACUUGAACCAGGGUAUCUAUUCCUCUGGUUUCUUGCACCCACAGAAAGAAAGAGGUGUGUUGCACUACCAGGGUCUCGUGAGAGACAUGGUGAAGGACCACUUUGCUCUUGAAGAAAAGAGAGGCGGAUUGGUGAACCCUGCAUUUUUGGGCGGCUCCACCAAUGAGAGCGUCAGAGAAUUGGAGGCUCUUUGCAACAGGCUCGAGUGUGAGAGCGGCGGCAAGGAGGUCGAGUGGUGA